Molecule: messenger RNA, 266 nt
Organism: Neurospora tetrasperma FGSC 2508
Lineage: Eukaryota; Fungi; Ascomycota; Sordariomycetes; Sordariales; Sordariaceae
Exons: 1
Coding region: 23-259 (78 amino acids)
Source: RefSeq, a predicted model, not a curated record
UGGAGAAAAGGGGUAUCAUUAUAUGCCUCAGUCUCGAGACACCAUUGCUUAUAGCUCUCCGCCGUUUGUGACAAGCCGCCAAAUCUUCAAUCCCACACACCUCGCCUCCAGCGCUAGAUGGAGCGAUAAAUCCAGGAAGUUCAUCCAUCUGACUAUGAUACACGAGUCCGAACAUGACCUGCAAACAUACCCCGAGGCAGUUCCUAUGUCAUGGAGAGUAAAGGCACCGAGAAAUUCCAUAAACACAAAACCAUGCUAACCUAUCA